Messenger RNA from Rosa rugosa (rugosa rose), 699 nucleotides. RefSeq lists its product as uncharacterized. The record is from RefSeq and is a predicted model, not a curated record. NCBI's taxonomy places the organism in Eukaryota, Viridiplantae, Streptophyta, Magnoliopsida, Rosales, Rosaceae. The transcript has a single exon. The coding region runs from base 1 to 699 and encodes 232 amino acids.
AUGACGCUCCGGGGACUCCAAAAUCAAAACCCCUCUGUUCCUUUCUCCUCAGUCCUGGUUAACCCGCCACCGGCCUCAUCCUCCACUUCUUCCACAUCUCACCAGCCCUCCUCACCACCACAAGACACCCACAUCCCCGAUUUUCAGAACUCUGUGGAGCUACUGCAGAUUCAAAAUGAAGAGCUCCAUCAAUCCAUGGAGGCCCUUCAACAACAAGUAUCCCAGCAACUCUCCUUCCAAAACCAAUUGUCUGCCCAAUUUUCAGCUCUUCAAAACACUGUCCUCGCCUCCUUACUUCAAAAGAACCCACCCACCUCCACAAACCCCACCACCACUCCCUCCACCACCACUACUCCUGCCACCACUCCCACCACCCCCAACCCCACUUCAAUCCCAUUUGGCUCCUUCGACCCCAUGACGACGACAUGGACGGGCCUGGGGUUAUCUCAUCCCCCUCCUCUGUCCUUCGCCCCACUUCCACAGAGCCCUUACUCACAAGCACAAUCGUCUCAAUCUUCAACAAACACCACUAGCCUAUCAAGUUCCACAGCCACAUACUCCACAAUCACAUCACUGCCUCCACACAUGUUUUCCCCACCGCUUCCCAACUUUGGUUCAUCAACCUCCGGCUCUUCCGGCAACAACACCCUUUCUUUCACCAGAUUUCCACAGCAAACCCAAUUUCACCAUGAUUUUUAA